UCAUCAGUCAGAUGAGCACAUGGCUGUAAAAAGGCAGUUAAAGAAUUCUCAGUAGCUUCUGGAUGGCAGUAUUGACUAAUCUGACAUCCUAACCAAAAGUAAAAGGACAGUAGGGUUCUAAUCUUGGAACUUGUUCUUUAUCCUUAAACAUACAGAGAAUUGAGUUCUCUUUCAUAAGACCAUUCAAGUGGAAUGCAUUUUGCAGAGCAGACUCUUGACUUCAUAUAAGUAAUAAAAAUCACUUGGUGUACUAAACAACAAAAUAUUGGCUUGUUUCUUUUUUCAGACAGUAUCAGAAUAAGCUUGUUUGUGAUUUUUCUCACAAAAUAACCUUUUUUAUCAUCAUAGCUAAAGGAGUGCAGGGCUUCUUUAGUAACUAUGGAGAGCAAAGCAUGACGUGUUAUAGCCAGAGCAAACUCAUUUCACCUUGUGACUUUCAAGCUGGUUGUAGUAACUCAUAAGGGUUCUGUUGACAUCAUUCAACCAGUUCAAGUGUCAUUGUCCAGCCUCUGAACAGGUAACCUCCUGGAGGUCUCUGUGGAGACCUCCCUUCUAAAGACCAGGUUUCCCGCACAACUGCAUGUCUUCCUUCACCUAGAGCAGGCUCUCAAUGUGUGGCCUGAUGCAAGUAGUAGAGUCCAGUAACAAUGUUGUGGCUGUUUCAGGGGAGGUUAAUUUAAAGUGAAAGGACUGUGUCAGCCUGCUUUCCAAGAGUUCUCAGAUCCUUCCUGGACACAGUUCUGGCUUUUGCUUCUGCACUGCCCUUGCUUGAAAAACAACAACAAAAGAGACAUCUCUCUCCAUGACUAAACUAAAACUUUUGGAGAGCUAUAGAUACACUUGGUGUUUUCACAAAUGCUGGUGUACUGUUCAGAAGGCAUUCUUGUCAGCAUUUGAUAUUUAUGAAAUGGUUAAUGGAAAUUGUCUUGGAUUAGAGAUACUGUAACACCACAGAAAGGGAAUCCUUUAACAAGAAUGUAUUCUUGAACAUGCUGCUUCUCUGCUUGGCUGUAUCUGGAGUGGGUGAAUCAUGCAAAAUGCAUCUUGUAGAGACAUUUUGCAUUGAGGCACUAAGGUGCUGGGCAGAGGUUUACUGCUCAAGAGAGCAGAACUUCUUCAUUUGUGCUUUGUAUGAUCCGGGGCAAGAUGUUUAUCUGUUGUGUGUCUGAGUUUACAGUUCUCUAAAGUAGCUGAGAAACUUCUCCAUUGUACCUAUUUAUAGUUGCAAAAAGUAGCUAAUUAAAAAUGCCUCAGUAGGAAAACUACUGAUGCAUAGGUCUCAUCUAGGCAGCACAACCACAGCCAUGUUUUGAUGUCUGGAAUUUUUUUACUUACAUUUUAGAGCAAGAGUUACUUAAAGCCUUGCAAUUUAUAUUUCUUUUGUUAUAACUGAUGCUGAGUUCUGAGAAUUUAAAAUACAAUUCUCAAUUGAGUGCUAUGUUUGGAAUAAACAAUUGUCUGACAUUUAAUUAUUGCACUUUGAAAAAAAUACUGCAAGCAUAUUUUGUAAAUACUGGCUUUCUCUCUCUAUUUGUAGUUUUGUUUAUCAGGCUGAUUUUGAAAAUAGUGGUAAAAAUUGUAAGGGUUAGAAUGUGAAGAAGGCAAAGUUCACUAUUGUACUUCUCUUUCUCUAUUGUAAUUCUCUUAAUUAAUUUUGAUGAUUUUUUUCCUAAGUUGUCUUUUCUAUGUAUGCUAUGUACUAGAAUAAUUUCAUAGAUUGCAGUAUUUUUUCAAUUAUUUGAUCAAUAUUUUUAUAUAAACAUUUUUGCAUGGUGGAAAUGAUAAUUUAUUGGUGACAUGCAUUGAGUUUCCUGAGCAUGAUUAUCAGUUCACUUGGUGUGUUGUGCUAUUCUUGUUAGACAGAGCCAAACAUGAAAAAUAAUUCAACUGGCUGGAUUAUUUUGUAGACGUUGCUCAGACGAAGCCUGAGGCAAGUUAGCACAUAGUCUCUUGCUGCCUUUUUUUUUUUUUUUGCACUAGCCAUUAACAUGUGAAUUUCUCAAGUCUGAGAUUUAAAAAAAAGGGAAAAAAAGGGAGAGCCUCACUUCCCAAAAUGUAGAUAAAGUUAUUUGAAGAAAAAAAAAUCCACCCUUUGUUGACCAAUUUUUCCCCUUCACUAGAGAAAUGCCUUUCUCUCCCAGCCAUGACAUAUUUAAUAUAUCAAGCAUACAUGUUCUCUCAGUGUAUGAGGAUUAUCCAAAAAUUUUCUCCUUUCCAAUAAAAAGAACUUCUUGUGCUGACUGUUUUCACUUUUCUUCCCAAAUCCCUGUAAUAAAUAAUCUGUAGCUUUUUGAGCCUUUGCAUUCUUUGUGGCUAUUGUAAAAUACCUGAUGUCUUCUCAUAUUCUGAUAGUUUAUUUUUUCUAACUAGGUGCUGAUGCUAUGAGGGAGAGAAGAGCAUUACCACUGUAGAUGUGUCUGUUAUUAUCACAUAACCUCUCUGUAUCUCUUCCUGUAGCAGCACUUGUCUGCCUGUGUUGUUUGUGCUUUAAUGAACAGAUGCUUCACUGCGUUUCAUGGUGAAGAUAAAUUUCCUAAGACCCCAGAUGCUAUUUUCAAAAGUGCCUAAGAAUAAUAAACCUUUUUCCUCAGUGCAGGCUCUUACAGUUGCUGUCUGGCCUCUAGUUUGCUGAGCCAUUGUGCAGGCAUAAAUCUGGGCCAUGGCUCUAUCUGAAAUAAGGUAUGCUAAUUAUUUAUAACAUCACAUAGCAACCACUCCACAUCUUUAACUAGUAUUUCAUGAGCCAAUCAGAGUAUUUCUUUUAUCCCUUGUUAAGCCUUAGCAUCAGCUCAGGAGAAAAUCAUUUUAGCAGAUUUAACACCAUUUAAAUACUACUUCAGAUGUAUUUUUCAUGAAUUUAUUUUAUUCAAAAAGUUUGUAUUGAUAAUGCACAUCUUAUUUGUGGUUUUUGUUAUUUGUUGGGUUUUUAAAAAAGCAAGAGGGCUGCUCCUGCACAUGCUUCUAUUAUCCUAACUUAGAAUUAAACAAUGAGAUGUUUGUACAGCCCUGCUUUGUAAUUUAUUGACCAUGGUUUAAAUCCCAUACAUUAAAUGUAAAUCUUUGAAAUCCAGUAUAAGGAGCUAAGAAUGUAACCCCUGUUCUGUGUUUGGCAACCAGACCCUCUUAUCAGUAUGAACCUGGACAAAGACAACAUCAAACCUUAGUCUGUGCUGCCUUUAAUAAGGAUAUUUGUCUUCUUUUUUUUUUUUUCCCUCACCACUUCUGUCCACAUACAUGUUUAAAUAAUUUUAAGACUUUCAAAAUUUCGGUGUAGAGAAUACUUGUGUAUUGGCCUAGGUUACCUUUGAAGCAAGCAGUUUUUUGAAAGCUGGCAAAUUCCUCUGACAAUCACCUUUAUAACUUCACUCUUUAAAUAUAUGAAUUAUAUGUGUAGCACUUAAAAGAAGUGUCUUACAUUAACUGAGUUCACUCUAGGUCAGUGUUCUUUGUGAGCAGCAAACAAGACAUAAUCUUCUGUCUGGAAGCUCAGUGGAUGGCAUAGUAGACUCUCUUGAGAUACAGAAAAUGUACAUGUCUGAUGAUUCAGUGUCCAGACAGUUUCUGCUUUUGAAUUAUUAAACCACUACAUAAUCUUAAAUAACACCACUGCUGUCAUGCAAUAUUUUAUGGGCUAGAAUCUGUAAGUCACUAGGGUUUUUUCCCUUGUUCCUAUUUAAUGGAGGAAGGGAGCCCAUAAGGAGACCUUUGAGUGCAGGGGGGCAGAUUGCUUUGAAGAGGAAAGUCUUGAGAAAGCCAAGAAAUCUGUAUUCACUCUGGAUCCCAUUAUUCCUUUUUUAAUGUCAUUGCUCCUGUCUGCAUGCAGGAAAGCCUAAGCUGAGUUUGGGUCUGUUUCUACUUUUGUAAGUACCUAAAAGAGCUUGGAAUAAAACCCAUAGCUACCCUUUGCUGACAGUGCUGAGCUUCCAAGAUCAGCAUCUGCUGUCAUCCCUGCUGGCUUAGUGAACCACAGCAUGGACUGUAUGCUGGGAGUGAUAAAAGUGAUACGCUUCAACUCCAGAGAGAAGGCUGACACAAUUAACUUUACAGCAUCAUUGACUGCCAGGCAUGCUAGUUUUUUUCCUUGGUGUUUAUCUGCACAUUCUCCAUUCAUAGGAGUUACUCAAUUAAUGUAAUUACUGUGCAUCCAGUGUUUAGAGACUUACCCAGCACAUUGUAGCCCUUAUGGUUUACUGGGUGAAAAAUGCAUAUUAUUAUUUUUACCAUGUAUUUGCAGUGCAUUUUUGCCUAAAUUGCUGUAAAACAUCAGUACAUCCACUUCAAUCUCUUUCCCUAACUUUUCUCUAAGCUCCCAGGAGAAGUACUUCCAUCCCUUUGAUUUGUGUUGUGAUGUUUUUGAAACAGUAUGUUAAGAAAAGUCUUUUUAGUAAGAUAAGGAUGAAAAACCAGGUUCUCACAAAGCUAAGUAUGUGUUGAAGUCUUGUAAGCUUCUGAAGAGUGCAAUGGAUGGGGCAGGUUGUUUGUGUAGGGGAAGGGAGAGAUGUUUUCGCUGCUGCAGGGCACGUGCACCUGAGCUGGACCAUGGUUGGACCCUGCAGUGCAUAUUCAGCACAGGAUGGAGAAACAAAUGAGUUUGAGUUUUGCAGUCAUCCACGUCUUGUUGUGAUGCACAUCAAAAUGUCAAAGGGGUGGCGUUGCCCAAGCAGACAACAGCUCCACUGCAGGAAUGAAGAGUUAGGUGACUACUGGUUGGUACAGGGAUUGAAAUCACUCUUCAUGUUCCUGUGUGCUGUCAAAAGCUCAUGCAGAGGACAGCCUGCUUUGCCUCAUAAUCCACAGGAAGCCAGCAUAUUGUCUACUUAGUCCAGAGAGAUUCAGAAUUCUGGGCUAGGGACAAACAGUCUUUUUUUUUCCCCCAGCUCUCUGGAUUUUAGCUUUUCCCACCUGUUGCUGUUUCUGGCGUGUUAACUCAUCUAGAGGUUCUGGGGAUCUUUGUUACUCUCGCUCAGAUUAUUACAGAAAUUGUGGACACUUGCAUGAAAAAGGAAGAAAAUGCAAGCUCCUGAUUCUCCGUAUUUUUUUUUCUAAUUUUCAUUCUCAUUUAUGCUCUGAAAUGAUAUGGUAUCUUGGCCUCUCACUUCCUGUGUCCACAGUGGCCCCAAUAUUUCAGCCCUAUGGAUUGUGGAUGAGCUGUAUUAACUCUGCCCCAGUCAAAACCAGUGCAGGUCCCUGUGUACUUCUUCCUGGUGCCUUUUGUACUGUAACAGCUUUCACUCAUGUCCAUGUUGUUCCUAACCCUUUGUGUUUCCAUUUUAAGAUUUUAGUUAUGGAUAGGAGUAGUAUGGUCAUGUCUCUAAGUUCAAACAACACUCAGAGUCAGACAUAAGAAUAUGUUGCCUCCAACCCAGUUGCAAGAAACAGGAUAAGUCCAAAUUCUCUUUUUCUUGAUGCUUUUAAUGUGUGUUGCUGUCACCAGGAGAUCAGUGAGCUUACAGGUUCCAGUCUUUGACAUGUUGGAGAAGAGUUGGUGACCAGACACUGUGUGCUCCUGGAGAUACUGUGUUUGGGGCAGGUACCCCGGCUGAGAUUUCUCCAUGAAGUGUUUCUGUAAAAAGCAUAUGCUUCACUGAAAUGUUUUUGCAUGCAUUGAAAUACUGUUCUUCAAGACAGAGUUUGACUUGACAAGGUCCUGACCAGCCUCAUCUAAAUUUGCCAGGAUUUGAGUAGAGAUGCUAACCAGAUUAAUUCAUGAGUUCUCUUCCAACUAAGUUGCUCUUGAUUCUUUUUUUUUCCCUAAAAAAGUUUGUUAGUUUGUUUAAAACUAAGACCCAGAAUAAAUAAUUUCAACUUUUUCUGUUUAAAAUAGAGCAUCCAAAUGUUUGAAAAAGUCCUUAGUUCUAAAAAUGUAAACAAGACUAGUACUCAGAAUUAAAAUGCUUUUUAGUUAAACAAAAUGUAUUGAUUGAAGAUAGCUUUUUCCACUUAUAACAUGGAAGUAUUUUAAUUUUUUAUUCAGCAUAAACAAACUUUUAAAAACUAGUUUGUGAACUAAAGUUCUUUUUUCCUUAGCUCUAGAUGGAACUUACCCCUAUACGCAACAUGCAACUUAGUGUUUUAUCUAAUGAAGUAUUGAAGACUUGGUCAAGCACCAUUGAAUUCAGAAGGUGCACUGGUAAUGGGAAGAAUCUGGCUCACAGUACCAAGUGUACCAUAUGCCAUUGAUGUGGGGUAGUCAUACUCGUCCCUUUCUUGGUAUGCAAUACAUGCACUUAGAUAGUGUCCCACACAUCUCACCUGAAGGACAAGGAACUCUGAGAAGCAAAUUUUUGGGAGCUAAAUCUGUAAUUUCCAGCCUGAUGGAAAAGACUUUCUGGGAGUUCCAACACCCAGUCCAGAAAUCCUUCGACAUACUUUGAACAUGCUUGUACGGGAGAGGAAAAUAUACCCAACUCCGGAUGGUUAUUUCAUUGUAACCCCACAGACUUACUUUAUAACACCAUCUCUCAUAAGAACUAACAGUAAAUGGUACCAUUUGGAUGAGAGGAUACCUGACAGGUCUCAAUGUACCUCUCCACAACAAGGAACUAUAACUCCCUCCACCUCGGGAUGUGUCAGGGACCGAACACUACCCAAAAACCACUGCGACUCCUGCCAUUGUUGCAGAGAAGACAUGCACAGCAUGCAUGCAUCUACCCUACAGAGGAAAUCAGCAAAAGACUGUAAAGACUCAUACUGUCCUCCUUCAUUAUGUCAGGUCCCACCUACUGAGAAAAGUAAAAGUACUGUCAAUUUUUCAUAUAAAUCAGAGACGCUCACAAAGCCUAAGGAUGUAGAAAAGCAGUCUAAGAAAUUUGGACUCAAAUUAUUCCGAUUAAGUUUUAAGAAGGAUAAGACCAAACAGUUGGCAAAUUUCUCUGCCCAGUUUCCUCCAGAGGAGUGGCCACUAAGGGACGAGGACACCCCUACCACUAUACCUAGAGAGGUAGAAAUGGAGAUUAUUAGGCGCAUUAACCCAGACUUGACUGUGGAAAAUGUCAUGAGACACACUGCACUAAUGAAGAAACUUGAAGAAGAAAAAGCUCAACGAAGCAAAGCAGGGUCUUCAGCUCACCACAGUGGACGAAGUAAAAAGAGCAGGAAUCACAGAAAGUCUCAUGGGAAAUCAAGGUCGCACAGCAAGACCCGGGUGUCCAAAGGAGACCCAUCAGAUGGCUCUCAUUUGGAUAUACCUGCUGAAAGGGAGUAUGAGUUCUACGAUCCCUUGACUCGAUCCCCACGGGAAGGCUGUUUUAUAAUAGAGCACAAGGGAGAUAAUUAUAUAAUGCACAGCAAUCCUAACAUGAUUGAAUCUCACUUUCCCAUGACACCAGAGUGGGAUGUGUCUGGUGAACUGGCCAAAAGAAGAACUGAAAUGCCUUUCCCUGAACCUUCCAGAGGAAGCUCCCAUUCCAAGGUCCAUCGGAGCCACAGCCAUACGCAGGAUAGACGAUCAAGGAAUGAGCGGUCCAGUAAAGCUAAAGAAAGGUCUAGAUCCAUGGAUAACUCCAAGGGACCUCUGGGCUCAGCUACUUUAGGCACACCUGAAGAUAUAGGUGAAGGCUGUAGCCCAGAUGACCAAACAACUAGCCAAACCUACAUUGAUGAUAGUACCUUAAGGCCAUCUCAGUCGCUCAGUCAUCAAAGGGCUCUGAUUUCAUCCGCAAGCUACAAAGAGACUUGCAUCCCUGAAAUAGCCGGGGGCAGUGUAGAAACCCCCAGUUCUUGUAGCCUAUUGGAACAAAGCAAGCCUACGGAGAAUUUGCCAUCAUAUAGUGAGCUCAACUCCUGCACAACUAAAUCUGCAGUUGAUGACUAUUUUCAGUGCAACACAUCCAGUGAGACUGUGCUUACUGCUCCAUCACCACUGGGAAAGAAUAAAGAGGAUCAUGACACACUAACAGGGACAGAUGGGCUAAAAAAAAUGACUCCCACAGAAAGACAGUCUCAACAUAUUGCUAGGGAGCCUGGGGUGCACAAGGAGGAGUCUCCAAAGGGCCCAAGCAGUGGUUCAGUGAUUGCUGGCCAAACUCCAGAGGUGAUUGCUAACGGGCGGCUGGUUCAACACCAUAGCACUGAAUCAAGCAGCCUUGAUAAAAGGAAAGAAAUAUUUAGCAAGGAUACACUCUUUAAGCCUCUGCACAACACUCUUUCUGUGAAUAGUUAUCAUAAGUCUAACACCCCUCUGCUAAAGCCCCAUCAAAAGACCCCCUCUGACACAUUGCCUGUCAGAUGUGAGAAACUUGAACAAGCGAUGGUAACCUCAGUCACACAAGUCUUGCCUGUUUCUCAGAGACAGCAAGAGACAACCGGGAACCAGGAGGCCUCCUUUGACUACUACAACGUAUCUGAUGAUGAUGACUCGGAGGAAGGAACCAACAAAAAUGCUGAGGAAGAAAAGAACAGGGAUGAUGUUGGUACGAUGCAAUGGCUCCUAGAGAGAGAAAAGGAGAGAGAUCUACAGCGAAAGUUUGAGAAGAAUCUUACUCUUCUCACCCCAAAGGAAACAGAAAAUAGCAACAACCAGAGAGCCACCCACUCAGCCCGCCUGGACAGCAUGGACAGCAGCAGCAUUACUGUGGACAGCGGGUUCAACUCUCCACGUACUCGUGAGAGCCUGGCAUCCAACACUUCAAGUAUUGUUGAAAGCAACAGACGUCAGAACCCCGCUCUGAGCCCUGCACACGGCGGCGCAGGCCCGACGUUCAACUUCCGAGCCACUGCAGACCCACCCACGAGUGAAGCUGAGAAACUGCAGAAACCUGGUAACUGCCUGCAAGCUUCUGUCACUAGUGUCUGAUAGUCAGCCUGCCUCAGAUCGUCUGUCUCAUCCUAUACAGCAAAGUUUACGACACUGGGACUGAUGUUUACAUCUUUGGGGAAAAAUUAAACAAGCAUCUCAACCACAGUUUUAGUGUUCACUUAAACUGUGCUGCUACGUAGACUAGGGGCAACAAAGAAGUCUUUAUUUCAAGGUAUUGCUUUUCACAUUUGCGGCUCUGUAGCAACAGAAUAGCAGUAGGGAUAAUAUGUACACUUUUUGCUUCACUUAAUUGUAACUGAGCACAUAUAUGAAAGUCUAGACACUGUAAGUGUAACCUGCAUUUUCAAUGUCCAUGCAGUUGCCAACUUCAUUUAAAAAAUGCCACAGAUGUGUGAUGCCCCUGGUCAGAGGCUAAACUCUGCUGCAGAGUUAAUAAUUUUUUUCUUCAAAAACUGAGCCACUGCUGAAAGUAACCAGCCAGGAUCACCAUGAGGAAAAACAAUGCCAAACAUGACAAGUCAUGACCUCAGCUUUAUAUGUGAAUUAUUAAUACUAAUCAGUCAUUUUCACUGUGCAUUUUUGUGACACAAUUUUACAAAUACCUAGUUAAGCGAGUAAAAGGAGGUUUGGGGUUUGUUUUGAUUUGCUUUUUUUCUAGGUAUGGAGGGUGGGAAGGGAGGCAGCUCCUCCUUUUGUUUCAAAAAUAUGAGAGAUGUUUACUGAAUGAGACCUGCUACUUGACCUUCCAUAGUCACCCGUGAGGAGGUGGGCCUUUGCAGAGAUGGGGGAGUGGGGAGGGAAGGGAAAGAUGUAACUGUCAUGGAGCCACAAUGUGGAGUGACACGAAAUAUAUUAAAUGUCUUCAGUAUAAUUCACUUAUUUUAAAAAGAUAAUCUAAUUCUUGUGUCACUUCUGGUAUUGCAACUUGCCAUUAAUAUAGAAAUCAGGAUAACUAAUUUCUUGGAACAAAAAUAUCCUUUAUGAUAUAAAUGACAAGUAUGGCCUGAAGAAUUGAUUUCUUUCUAGUGGAAGGACAUAAAUCUAUUUUAUGUAGCUUAUUAAAUAGAGUGCCUAAAUUAGGCUAUUAAAAAUAGCAUACAGUGUAAUGAUUAUCAGAGAACAAAAUUUAGAGAAUUAUAAACUUCUGGCCUUUUUAUUCAGUGGAUGUUAUUUGCAAUUUACCAUUUUAUGGACAUGUCUGGUUUCUAGAAAUUCAGUGUGUCCACUUGGUUUGCAGUAGAAAUCUGAGUCCUGCAGGCACGGUACAUCCUAAUUGCUCUCCCUAAACUCUUACUCCAAUGUAAUUGGUACUGUGCUAAUUACUGCAGAGUAAAUUCUACAGAUAGUUAAACUCCAAGAGUAAUUUUAGGUAUAGGGUCACAUUCUGCUCUGUUACUCAUGCAACCUGGUAGUGCAACAAACUGACUUUUUUAUCAGAAGACAAAUUGGUGGAAUAAUAACAAAGAUACUAAAAUGUGCAACAGCCCAAAUUGUUCCAUAGAAAAGGGACAUUUACCCUGUCUAGCUCUUGUAGUACACAGGUAUGAAACCCAGCUGUACAUAUUAAAACCCAGUAUUUUCAUCAGGUUCUGGUGACAUUUAUUACUCUGUAUACAAAGUCAUUUGAGCUUCACUUAUGUUCUCUAUUGUGAUCAGAAGUCUUUACUGACAAUUCAGCCUUAUGUUACACCAUGGGAUAUAGAUCAUUUGCUUAUGAAACAGCUUUCUAACUCUGGACACAAUCAGUUCUGUCAAGAAUACACAGCCAAUGCACAGGUCUGUUUUCAUUGAUUUCAGUGUAUAAUUUCCAUUUCAUAGGAGCAAUAAGACCUUUCAGUGCACAUAAAGGAAAUUAUUGUGCUUUUGGUUGGUUAUCAAAGUCACUUGGCCUUUAGCCUUCUGCCUUAUCAUACCUUCCAAGAUGUGCUCUAAUUACCAUAUUAUGCUUUGCAUGAUGCAUCUUCUUAUUCAAUAUGUAACUCCAGCCGUACUUAUUCCAUGCGAACUGUAGAGUCAGAGUUCUUUGUGGGGAAUUGUCAUAUACUAUGCAGUGGCUGACUGUGAUUUUGUUUCUGAGAUGAGCUCUGACAUCAGUAGUAUGUAUCAAUUCAGUAAAUAGAAAUGUUGAAAUGGUAAAAAAAUUUACAGUGAUGAUCUGAAGUACUAAUGGCAGUAUUAAAAUGUGAAGAGCAGAAACAGGUUUCACCUUUGGAGAAAUAAUUGUUUGUCAUAAGCUAAUCAGAAUUUGUGCAGGCAGCUGGUUGUACAGAAGACAUAACUCCAACAAAAUGUGAUAGUACAUACCUAUAAACUGUAUAGUAUGUUAUUUCCUAAAGUUCCCAGAGACCAGCAGACAACAUAAAUGUCAUAUUAAUGUUGACAUGGCAUUGUACCAAUAUUAAUGUGACUCUUGGAAUAUGGAAUGUAAACAGAAGUUUCAAAUAGAAACGUUCUAAUCUUGAUUUUCUUUUUUCCUUUUAAAAUCAACAAUGGAAAAUAAGAAAAUUCCAUCUUGAGGUUCUGGUAACAAAACCACGAGAGUGGAGCUUGAGUGCUUUAUGUCACCCUAAUCCUUUGAUGAAAUCAUAGCCUUGUAUUAUGUGGUUGCUUAUCUAUCAUUCUAAUGUAUCAAUUUAAAGGUUUACAGAGUUAGAUUAGGUUGAAUCUGUGUUGUGUUCAACUGUAAAGGGUCAACACAAAUCUGUCGGCAUUUUGCACACUUAAUAUGUAUUAUUAUAAUACAACAUGUUACUUUUAUGGUAAUUUUUUUUACACAUAUAACUACCUCCAUGAAUUUGAUGAAAUGCAGCAACAUGAAAAGUGUAUUGUACAAAGCAAGAUUAGAAACUUUGAAGCAUUAGGUCAUGGCGUUCUCUUGUGUGUCAAAGCUUGCAUAUGAAGUCAUCAUGUUUCCAUUGCCACAAUUUCCUUCUACAAUGUUAAAAAGAUGGCUUUCAGAUGAGUCACUUAAGACUUUGACAAGGCUGCAUAAUUGGGAUAAAAGUGAAAGGAAGGCUGAAACCUUCCAUCCUCUCCCCAGUUACUGCUAAAAUUUCUGCCUGGUAGAACUUGAAAAUGUAUUUGUAAUUUAGCAAAUUAGAAACAUCUACAGUCUGUGAAAUAUGAUUGACAGUUUGGGGUUUAACAGAAGACACUCUGGGUAUUUUCUUGGCAGCCUUCAGAUACUUGGGGCCCUGUUCUGCCUCCAUCUUUGUCAACAUUAGUACGUCAUGGUUUCUCUGAACUGGCAAGGGUGUUAAAACAACUCUUCCUUUAAUGAUGUGCACUCUGGUCUCUAGAUUGUGUGCAUCUAAAACAUUUGCUCCUAUAGAAAUUACCAACAGCCUUUCACUGAUGUUGCUGGGAGCAGUAUUAGGGUCCCUACUCGAGGUAUGUGCCUAUUGUUCAAAGAACAUGGGCAAGUUUCCAAGAGAAAUUAAGCUGGCUUUUGAAAAGUAGCCAGCUGCAACAAGCCACCUUUCAAGAGGGAAGAAAGAAAGAUUUUUCCAAAAACCAAAGGAAGAAAGUGGCAGCUGAACCUAAGCAGAUCGCAUUAUAUACAAAUCCCGAUUUAUGAACACCUUUCAGCAAACCUAGUACCAUUAUCCCGAUGCAGAUUAAUAAACAAUCACCAGUUGAGCUAAUUUUGCCAUUUUAAGUAUUUCAGUUAAAAUUUAGAAGAAAUCAUUAGCCAUUUGACUCCCAGCACCACUGUAAAAUGACUGUUAUAUGUGAAACAACAUUCACUCAACUUUAAAAAUAAAAAUGUAUUGGAAAACAAAUAUUUUAAUGAAAACCAUGGCCAAAGUGCUUGCCAGCAGUAGUCAUUGUUAGGAAAGAGAACAAGCAAACCAGUAUUUAGAGGCCAUCAUGAACACAGAUAAUACUUUGCACUUAAAUCACACCUUUUUGCCUGAGGGUCUCAAAGCACUUGCCUGUGAGGUAGGCAGAGUUCACUGACCCUACUUUUUGUCUGGGCCCAUUGGAAAAAGCAAAGGCUAAGAGUCUGCAGACUAAUUUAUUAACUAGUUGCUUUUUUAAAGUUACUGAAGUAAGUUAACCAAAGUAUUUAAUGUUUAUAUUCUGAAAUUAUUCUUUUGACACAUUCAGUUUGUUUAAGCAAGAAACUACUUUACAGCCCUGUAGACACUCUUGGAUUAGCAGUUCCAAAAACAAUUUUGCAGUCAUAUGAGUACUGGCAGCAGUGGUUUUAGAAACAGUCAUGUUAAUUAAAAAUUUGUUUUUCAAAUACAUUUUCUAGUGUUUUUCCCAAACACUUGUUCAAACUGUUGUGCUGAGAAAGCAAAUAGCACUCCUAAUCUGGUGUCAUACCCACAGUUUACAAUUCUCUUUGCUCUUCUGAAGAAAACUGUACAGUAUUAGAGAGAAAAGUUCUAUUUUUUACAAAAUUCUUUUAAAAAAAGGCUAUAUAUCUAAAAUGUUCCCCCCAGCAUAAGUGAAGUGCAUCAUUACUGCAUGAGAGACAUGCAGUGGACCCACCAAAAGCCAAGCUGGUGCUAGAAGAAAACGGGACUAUCACAUGUCUUUUAUAGUGGCGCUCUAAACAUUGGUUCCAGUUAUGCGAGUGUGAAUCUGGCAUAACUCCCCUGAUCUCUGAGGAUCUGAGAGAUGGGAAUGGGUCGUUAACUCCAUUGAAGCUCAGUUCUGAGCUGAGGGUUUCCGUGUUCCUCCCCACGCCCCGGGACACUAAAGGCAGAGACGGAGCAGAGGGCCACGCACCUGGCUUAGGAAGGGCAGCCUGGGCUGAAUCCCUGCUGAAAUGCACCAGGCUUUGGCAGGGCAGCCUGGGCUGAAUCCCUGCUGAAAUGCACAGCCACCCAGCCGGGAUCCGGGCCAGCCGCCAGCGUGCCCCGCCUCGCAAGGGUGAUUCUCCACGUGGUGCACUGCCCUCGGUUAGAGCCACCCAAAGGAUACCCACCCAGAUGUAUGAAAGGGCCCUUGGAGUAAUUGGCACAGAUGUUACUUUUAUGUGUGGAGGAGAUUUUAAGUUUAAAGGGAUCAUAAUUCUGCAGGUAAUUUUCUGUGAGUGACUGAAUGUGGCUGUUGCAUUAGGUUUAAAUGAGUUAAUAAAUGCAAGUGGGACUUACUGUAUGUUAGAAGGGAGUUUUGCAGCCAAGACUGCCUUGUAUAAAUGUGUUUGCACUGAAAAAAAAAUUUAAAAAUUACUUGGUCUCUGGUUGCUGUAAAGGUCAUCCAAGAUGGAUGUUCUGUUUAUAUUGUAUAGUAUUUCAUAUGAAAUAAUUGCAGUUCAUGAAAUGUCUUCCCUAACGUUACUGAUUUAUAACAGCACAUUUGUAACAUGGUUUUUAUUGUGUCAGUGUACCAUAUUGUAAAUGAUGAUUACUUGUCAUGCUUAGUAUAAUAAUUUAAAGGAAAAAAAAGGACAGGGAUUUUUGUAAGUCUAUAUUUGAAAGUCCCUCCAUAUGGUAAUAUUGUGUUCAUGUUGUUUAUGUAGUGUUGUGUGAAAUAUCCAUUUUGGAUUGUGUUACUUUUUAAGAUAUUAAAUAACAUUUGGUUAUA
Messenger RNA from Camarhynchus parvulus, 14299 nucleotides. It is a transcript of the gene STOX2, whose product is annotated as storkhead box 2. Gene Ontology annotation, biological process: positive regulation of transcription by RNA polymerase II. Gene Ontology annotation, molecular function: RNA polymerase II transcription regulatory region sequence-specific DNA binding; DNA-binding transcription activator activity, RNA polymerase II-specific. The transcript has 3 exons. The record is from RefSeq and is a predicted model, not a curated record. Gene Ontology annotation, cellular component: cytoplasm; nucleus. NCBI's taxonomy places the organism in Eukaryota, Metazoa, Chordata, Aves, Passeriformes, Thraupidae. The coding region runs from base 6377 to 8794 and encodes 805 amino acids.